This is a messenger RNA of Rosa rugosa (rugosa rose), 1175 nucleotides long. Its product is annotated as CASP-like protein 5A1. Gene Ontology annotation, cellular component: membrane. Bases 366 to 896 code for a protein of 176 amino acids. Lineage: Eukaryota; Viridiplantae; Streptophyta; Magnoliopsida; Rosales; Rosaceae. The transcript has 3 exons. The record is from RefSeq and is a predicted model, not a curated record.
AGUAAUGGAGGACAUGAGUGCUCUGGAAUUUGUAUGGUAACGUCUGCUCAAUUUAAAAGAGAAGAAUCUCUGCCCCACUCCAAUUGGUGCUCAGCGAAAAGAGAACACCAAAAAGCGCCGAGUCACAGUCGGUUCCCUCACUCACCACGGCACGCCACUCAUGACUCAUAAAACCAUUUCUUUUACCUCACAAUUCCAAUUCUCAUUGCUCACUAAGCCCUUCCUCUUCUUCUUAGCUCUGCUUUUCCUUUCAAUUCGUUUCAAGAAUCAAGCACCCAACAAACCCAACUGUCCAAUUGAGCUCAAAAGCUGAAGUCUUUAAUGGGGUAAGAUCAGAGUGAGAGUAUUUAGUUGGCCGCCAAAAAAUGAGCGUGAGCCGUCCGUCGGUCCACCCGGUGGAGGCUCCACCGCUGAUUGACGUGGCGGCCCUCAGAGUCAGGAUGAAGGACGUUCAGGGCAUGCCCGGCACCGCCGGAGGCCUCGCUCUCCGUCUUUGCCAGCUCGUCUUCGCCGGAGUCUCGCUCGCCGUCAUGGCCUCCACCAAUGAUUUUCCGUCUGUCACUGCGUUUUGCUACCUUGUUGCUGCUGUGAGCUUGCAAUGUGUGUGGAGCUUGUCACUGGCGAUUGUUGAUUUGUAUGCGAUUUCGGUGCGGCGGAGUCUGCGAAACUGCAACGUUAUUUGUUUCUUCACCAUUGGAGAUGGGAUCACUUCCACUCUUACAUUUGCUGCCGCAUGCGCUUCUGCUGGAAUUACUGUCCUCAUUGCCAAUGAUCUUAACAGAUGUGCUGUGAACCAUUGCAAAAGGUUUGAAUCUGCCACAGCUAUGGCUUUUAUCAGUUGGUUUGUUGUGUCACCAUCCUUUCUUUUAAACUUUUGGUCGCUGGCUUCCCGGUGAAACUUGUGACAGGAGAAUUCGUCAGAGAGCUGAAUCUCAUUAUGUUCUCAAAGUUCACCCAUUUUUAAAUGGCAGUGCUUCUACAAGGAUUUUUGCUCCUUUUCUGUACAUAGAAAUAUUUUUCCAGGGAUUAUUGAGAUACAACAACAUUUCAGAAGAUUAAAUAACAACAAUUAAGGAGAUAUGUAUAAUUUCGGAUUCGCUCUCCUUUGCAACAGGAUUCCCUAUUGGUGUUAAAAGGUCAUGAAAAAACCUACUAGAUCCUCUAUGAGGAACAAA